GGUUUUGUUUUUGUUAUAGCCAGUGCGUUGAUUUAUUGUGAAAAAGCCGCUCAAUUUUCAACGGAUUUAAUUUACGGACGAUACUGAAAAUUGGUUUAAUUGAUCGGCAACACCAGUGUCCGACCAUAGUGCUGAAUUUCGAGGAAUUUCAACAAAAAACAGAAUUCAAAAUGGAUGAACCGUUCUCACUAAUUCGUGAGAGAAUUCUAGAGGCGAUCGACGUGCUGCGACACCGAAAAGCACGACCAGAUAUCACCAGGAUCUCUAAUUUUUUGUUUAGACGAUACCAGGUGGGUUCUGCCGAAGCUAAGGCCGGUCUGGACUGGUGCGUCAAGAAUAAUAUAGUCCUAAGGGUCGAGUACAAGGGCAAUAUCAGCUACAGAAAUGCUGCUAAAAAAAAGGCCUAUUCAGAAAGCCGUAAGCGCAACUCACAGCAGUCUUAUCACCAGAACAUGCAUGUUCUAAGCAAACUAGCAAUUAACAGAGUCUUUAUGGAAUUGUUAACAAAUGUGUUUGGGGAGCUUGUAGUCGAAGAACCAGAUUAUUUGGAAAACGGGGUACCACCUCAAGAAAUCAUGGAAAAGAUUUUAUCAAGGGAGAACGUGACCUAUACAAGAAGACACGCAGCCCUUUUACUAGUUGAAGAAGUCCAGAGAGGAAACUUGGUUAAAUUGGAUAAUGGUAACUUUCUUCUGGGUCCGUGCGAUGAAAAACCUAAACCUGUUCGCAAAAAUCAACGAAUCAAGGCUGCAAGUAACAAUGAACUCGCUCAAGCUAACCCAGGAGCUGCUCAGGUCAAACCGAAAAAGAAGAUGAUGGCCAACAUGCAAGGAGCUGCUCAGGUCAAACCAAAAAAGAAGAUGAUUGCCAACAUGCAAGGAGCUACUCAAGUUAAACCAAAAAAGAAGACGAUUGCCACCGUGCAAAGAGCUACUCAGGUUAAACCAAAAAAGAUGACUGCCAAAGUGCAAAGAGCUACUCAGGUCAAACCGAAAAAGAAGAUGAUUGCCAAGAUGCAAGUUGUAGUUGAUAAGAAUGAAGAUGUUAAUAUGGCUUCUGGCGAUGAUGAGAAACCUUCUGAGGUCGGAAACCAACGUUCUGGACGACGCAAGAAAGCUAAAAAGGUAUUUGAUCCGUCCGACUCACACAUUCCAAAAAAACGUGGCAAACCAACCAUCAAAACGACUUUUAUUAAAAAAACAAAACGCGUUAAACUCUCCAGACCCGAUUCCCCAGAACCUUCCAAAGAUGAUGAGCCCAGACAGAAUUCCUUAGAACCUUCUAAAGAUAAUGACUCCGAUUCGAAAGCAGAUUCCCCAGGAUUAUCCAAAGAUCAUGGCGGAGUGUGCGGUAUAUGUUUCACUCAGAGUAAAAAGGGUCCAGAUGAUAGGAUGGUAGCCUGUGAAGAAUGCAGCUAUAAAGCUCAUUAUGGUUGCCUCAAGAAUGAUGAUAUGGUUGUCGAUAACUUGAAUCCAAAUUAUACUUGGCGGUGUCCUCAUUGCAAAACUUGUCGAAAUUGUUUUGAAACAUCAAACGCAGGAGAUUUGAUUGAGUGUGCUGUGUGUGCUGAUGCCUACCAUGCCACUUGCCACCAACCUGAAAUCACUGACAAAAUUGAGAAAGGACAAAAAUGGUUGUGCGUUUAUUGUCAAGCAACUGAAGAAAUGAAACCCGAUGAUUUUCAAGCUAAUAUUAGCGAGUCUUUUGACUUCGAAAAAAAUAUUACCAAAGCGAGUGGCAACGAAAAUGAUGUGCCACCAAGUUUCCCAUCAAAAUUAGAAUCUGGAUCCUCUUCGCCCUACAAUAGUCCACAAAGAAGUCCCUCACCUCCAUUAUCAAGUUCGAAUCGUGAAUCACAAUCUUCCAUGAAAGAGUCGCAGUCUGAUUCAGGCAGCGACAAGGAUUCGGGCAGCGACAAGGAUUCAGGCAGCGACAAGGAUUCAGAUGAUGAAAACGAAAGUUCUGAUGAUAUGCGCAGUGGAAGUACAACUCCAGACAAUCUUAUUCGAACUCCAGGUCCUGAGAUAGAUCCGUCUAUACCAGAUGCCACAAAUUGGACACCUGAUGAGGUUUAUCAGUACUUUAGGCAAUUUCUUAAAGAAGAGGAAGCUAGAGUUUUCAAGGAUCAGGAAAUUGAUGGACGUAGCUUACUUCUUUUGAGAAGGAUUGAUGUGUUGACUCACUUGAAUUUAAUGCUUGGUCCAGCGCUCAAGGUUUAUCGUCGCCUUACAAUGCUUCAAGUGAGAAGAGAUGAUAGAAGUCUUUACUGGUUGUGAAUAGGGCUUCCUAUAUUCACCCAUCUGUUUUGUAAAUAGUUAUUAGGUAUUAAACUGAUGAUGAUGCAUGUAGUGAGAAAAAUGAAGGCUUUAUUUUUGAAAAAUGAUUUUUUUUUAUAUAAGUAUUUCUUGUUUGUUUCAUUCAUAUUAAUAAUUAUGUGGUUACAUAUAAUUUUUAUUGGAGAUGUAGUUCUUAUUUUUAGAAUAAUAUGGUUCUAAUAAAUUAGUAUUAUUCAACA
This is a messenger RNA of Ceutorhynchus assimilis (cabbage seed weevil), 2515 nucleotides long. NCBI's taxonomy places the organism in Eukaryota, Metazoa, Arthropoda, Insecta, Coleoptera, Curculionidae. The record is from the annotation of a GenBank genome assembly.